This is a messenger RNA of Cryptotermes secundus, 15609 nucleotides long. RefSeq names its product probable nuclear hormone receptor HR3 (gene Hr3). The transcript has 12 exons. Gene Ontology annotation, biological process: regulation of transcription by RNA polymerase II. Gene Ontology annotation, cellular component: nucleus. Gene Ontology annotation, molecular function: zinc ion binding; RNA polymerase II cis-regulatory region sequence-specific DNA binding; nuclear receptor activity. Bases 928 to 2934 code for a protein of 668 amino acids. Lineage: Eukaryota; Metazoa; Arthropoda; Insecta; Blattodea; Kalotermitidae. The record is from RefSeq and is a predicted model, not a curated record.
UUGAAUUCACCUUUGCUGACGAAUUUUCAUCAUUGUACUUUUUUUUUGUGUGUGUGACAUCAACGAGAAUCAUACUGCAGAGUCUAAGAGUGAUAAAUAAGUUUCACUAAUCUACUUCUGUUUUUUUGUGCUGUGAUCUGGUUUGCGAGACGAGGGAAUUACAUGUUUCUCUUCUUUACAUGUACUCGGAAGUGAUGCGUUUAUGUGCAAUAUUUCGUUUUUCAGUGUGUCUCUCUGGGAACGUCGUCUGUCCCCAAGGAAUAGAGUUUUGAACUGGAACUGCGAAUUUCGAUUGCUUCUCUUGCGUCAGAAGAUAAGGGAAGCUACUUCAUUACUUUCAGAACCAAGCAUCAUCUCUAAAUAAGUGGAAAGAAUUUCUGAGCACACCCUAUCGCGUACUGAAAAUGUGUCGCGAAGAAAUCAGCCACGAAUUAGAGAAAUUCAGCGUCUUCGAUAAAUAACAGUUCAUCGUGUUUAUCUCUUCGUUAAUGGGGAGAGAACAUUACUCGUUUACUUCUAGAUUUAUACUCUUCUUACGUGACCUGAAAUAUUUCAUGACUGGACAGAAUAUUAUAGAAUAUUGCAUAGCUGCAUGUAACAGAAGUUGUGAUGGUGAUAUAACUGUGCAGGCGCUGCGACAACAAUUUGUGCAUCUACUGAUUACAUAGCCGCAUUUACAGAAAUAAUAUAAAGGUGGUAAAUAAAUGAUAGUGAAGCCCGAGUAGACAUCAUUGAGAAAUAAUGAGUGACAGUGAAUUAGCUGUUUUUAUAGAGAAGCGUCGUUGUUAAGAGCGUCACUUCUUGGGGGGGAGGGGUCUAUACACCGCAGCAGUAUGCGUGAUCAAGUCUCCAGGUGGCUCUGCUGUGGUAGCGGUCUUGUUAUCAGCUUUAAUGUUGUCUGUGUGAGCACAUCACCUCCGAGGAGUUAUGGACGCUCUAGAAGAGCUGCUGGGGGAACAAGCAAGGGGAUGUUGGUCACUUCCGCAACACAUCACAAACUAUGUAAGCACAACUAGAAGCACCGAUGUCGAUGGCGUCAUCGAUAAAUCGACAACAUCGAUACCUUCAACGUCAUCAUCACCACCACCGCCCCCUCCUUCAGACGUUUCGGCUGACAGUACAACACCACCCCCUGAAGGAGCACUAUUGCCGACUGAUAAAAGAUCUGCUAAUUCUAUAAGAGCGCAAAUCGAGAUCAUACCGUGUAAAGUGUGUGGGGAUAAAAGCAGUGGCGUCCACUAUGGAGUGAUCACGUGCGAAGGCUGCAAGGGCUUCUUCAGGCGAUCUCAGAGCUCUGUGGUGAACUACCAGUGUCCUCGCAACAAGAACUGCGUUGUAGACAGAGUAAACCGGAACCGAUGUCAGUACUGCCGCCUCCAGAAAUGUCUGCGCCUGGGCAUGUCCAGAGAUGCGGUGAAGUUUGGUCGCAUGUCCAAGAAGCAGCGGGAGAAAGUGGAGGAUGAGGUGCGGUUCCACAGGGCACAGCUGCGAGCACAGACAGAAACUGCACCUGACAGUUCUGUCUUUGACACGCAAACACCUUCAUCAUCUGACCAACUGCAGCCCAACUAUAAUGGCGGCUACACAUACAACAGUGACCUGGGCAGCUACACCCCUGCAACACACGGGGGGUAUACCUAUGCCACAACACCGGUACAAACACAGCACCAGCAGAUGGCAUAUGACAUCAGCGCUGACUAUGUGGACAGCACAACGACAUAUGACCCUCGGCCAGGUCCUGGGUUGGAUACCCUUUCUGCUGAUAGUGCCAUCAUGGCUAAUGUUGUUACAACAGGUAGCGGAAGCAAAACUAAUUCUCUGAGUCUUCUUGGUCAAGAGCAACAGCAACAUCAACAGUCAAGGCCUGGCAUGAAUCAGCGAUUAGGAGGGUGCAGUAGUAGUGGUGGUGGAGGUACAGGUGGUGGUGGCUUGGUGGCGGUAAAGCAGGAAGCAGCAACCGCAGGAGGAGGAAGUGGAAAUUCAUCUGUUGAAAAUCUGGUGGCGGGCUUUGUAGAUAGCACGACAUUCCUUGCUGCAUCUCCAGUCCCCAGCAGCACAGUUGGGGCACCACAGCAGAGGCAACAGCACCCCUCUGGACUCCCACCCUCACUCCCACCUCCUCGUCAAACUGCGGAGGAACCUACUGAGGGAGAACCAGGCACCACCGUCCACCCCAAUCCAGCACAGAUAUCAGAGCUGUUGAGCAAGACGAUUGCAGAUGCACAUGCGAGAACAUGUCUCUUCACGACAGAACACAUACAUGAGAUGUUCCGCAAGCCCCAGGAUCUCUCAAAACUCAUCUACUACAAGAACAUGGCACAUGAGGAGUUGUGGUUGGAAUGCGCCCAGAAGCUGACCACUGUCAUACAGCAAAUCAUUGAGUUUGCCAAGAUGGUACCUGGUUUCAUGAAAUUGUCACAGGAUGAUCAGAUUGUCUUGCUUAAAGCAGGUAGCUUUGAAUUGGCUGUCUUGCGGAUGAGUCGGUACUUUGAUCUCAGCCAGAACUGCGUGCUGUAUGCUGAUACAAUGUUGCCCCAAGAUGCAUUCUUCACUACAGAGACAGCGGAGAUGAAGCUUGUUACUUGUGUGUUUGAAUUCGCCAAGGGAGUUGCAGAGCUGAAACUCACUGAAACUGAACUUGCCCUUUAUUCAGCCUGUGUCCUGCUCUCUGCAGAUCGGCCAGGAUUAAAAGGGCUUGCAGAGAUUGGUCGGCUUAGUCAAGCUGUUCUGAGAGCACUUCGAUUAGAGCUUGAGAGAAAUCAUUCAGUACCCAUUAAGGGAGAUGUGACUGUGUAUGAUGCCUUGCUCGCCAAGGUUCCCACACUCAGAGAACUGAGUAUGCUGCAUAUGGAUGCACUAGCCAAGUUUAAGCGGUCAACGCCGCAUCUUGAGUUCCCAGCACUGCACAAGGAGCUCUUCUCUGUUGACAGCUGAGUGGAGUGCCAGUUGGCUACCAACUCAGCUCUCAGAAAUUGGGCAUGUGAUGAUGGGGACUGAGGAAUGGCUUAUAUUGGAGUUCUGAAGGGUGUGAAGACUUCAGUAGUAGUAUCCCUGUUAUCAUGCAGGGAACAGCAAAGAGAUGAACUCAGUAUUGCUAACAGUGCAAAUGAGUGCAAGGGCAACAACAGUAGUGAACCAGUGAACACUCAACAGUUUUAAGUGUUCCAGUUAUGCAAGAAACUUUCUGAUAGUUACUCUUCAGUUGAAAGGGAAUUAAGACAUUAGUUCUUCUCCCUUUAACGUAUUUAUAAUUAAAAAGAAAAAAGAACUGUCCAGAAAUGCUUAAAGAGAAACAUGAAGUUAAUUCACAAACAACCUACGCUUCUUGAUGUAAAAACGGAACAAAGCUCAUCACAUAACCUAGGGUAGCCCAGAGAAAUAUACUAGCUUUCAUAGGCCAAUAACUUUGUAAGAUGUAAUAUUAGAAUUUUGAUACUUGAAUGGAGAUACAUGGGAUAAGCUUAAUUUUAUGUAAUAUCAUGAAGGCCUUCAGCAUUCCCAACAAACUAAACAGGUAGCAAAAGUGUAUACAUAUACACACAACCACAUGCCUACACCCUUGUGUUCUAUAUCUGUAGCCUCCAUUCAAAUUCAACUUUCAUAAAUCUGUAAGCCAAAUUUGGAUUCAACUUCUGUAUUAUAAAAGACACUAUUUUUGAAGAGUUACACAGCACUGAAUAUUUUCUUUUCAAGUUAACCAUUACUUACAAAGUACAAGUGUAUAUGAAAUCUGAUCCAUUUCUUUGGGCAAGCCCCAUCUCAUGGACAUUUUCACCCCAUUAUCUGAUAAUGUUCUUUCUUGUACUUGAUGCUGCUUUCCCAGUGCGCAGGUAAAUGUCACAUUAAUAAUUCGCGUAUAUUUAUGAAGUAACAGUGAAAGAAGAAUUCCGAGAAUUAAUUAUGGUGGCGGAAUUUUUGUGUUUUUUUAUUUGCUGAUGGGGUAAAAGGCGCAAUGGUGCGAAAGAAAAUAUAUGCAUGUAUAUAAAUAUUUCUCUCUAUAGCUGUUAUCUUUGAAAGAAAAACAACUUUUCAGUAUAAAAACACACACAAAUUUUAGAAGAGAACUGGGGGGAUAAGCUGAGGUUAAGGGAUAAUAUUGCCUUAUUACUAGGGGCAGGACGUUGUAGCAUGUAUUUACUUUUCAGUCAUAGACAACUGCUUGUACAUAAUUAAGAUGUAUAAUAAACAACUGGGAAUUAAGUUUCUUUGUCAGAUUUUAUGUAGGUGAAUGAAAUGUUAAAAAUCAAUGGGUGUAUAAUUACCUUUAAUAAUUUUAGUUUGUCUUGUUAAUAAAUUAACCUGUGAACAUGCAUGGACCGAGUGAUAAAGCCAUAAUAAUUGAUAUGCAUUGCAAUAUUGUAGAGAUCUGGAUGAAUGAUAUUACUGGUAUAUAUUUUGACAAAGACUUUGAUUAUUUUGUUGUAAAAUACAUCCACUGAGUUGACCAGAGUAGCUAUGGAUACGCAUAUACAGUAUAUUUGUAAAUGUGGAAUAUGGUGACUUUCUUUAAGCUCAGAGUGGUAACACUUCUAUCAUGUGUUUGGGAGUUGCACUGUUUAAAGCUUGGCUGGGAAAAGAGUAUCCUGACUUAGGUUUCUUAUGGUUUUCUCAGUUCCUUGAGGCAAUACUUAGAUCAUAUCUUAAACUGAACCAUCACCACUUCCUUCCAGAAUUUCUCCAAUUUAUUAUUCACAAUUGUUCAGUCACUUGGCACUAUACGUAUACUUUGAGUUACAGCAUCAUUAAAUUAACAAUAAAUAAGUAAACUUUUCAAAUUUUAGAGCACAAAAAUAUUGGGGAUUGUUCUAUUAUAAUAUAGGUUCAGCCAUUUUUAUUUUUGCAGAAUUGUAAGGAUAUUUCCAGGCAUUACUUUGGUCCAAGAAUGCACACUAAUAAACAGAAUAUAUAAGUGACUCCAUUGAGCAAAGCCCUUCAGAAGCUUAUAGUCACUCAGCUGCUCCAGAAAUAUUAUAUAUAAAAUAUUUCAAAUAAAAUUAGUAAAUGCCUACCUGAAGCAUAUUUGUAUGAUUUUUUUUUUAUUCUCUUUAUUCAGUCAGUGUAAUAAAACUGACAAAUAUUACAAGAUGAGAUAUUAAAAGUGGUUUGCACUGAGCUUUUUUUUUUUUUUUAAAUUCUUGACUUGUUUCUUACAAAUCUAAUGCUCUAAAGGGGCUGUGUAAUAUAUUUGAUUGACUGAGUAAUGCUAGAUGCCAAUCUAUAUUUACUGAAAAACAGUUCUACUUAUUUGGCUGUAUGCCACAUUAUUUGAUUCCGUGAAGAGAUGCUUAUAUCCUGAAUGCAACUUAAAUGAACAUUCUCAUCUGCCAAUAAUUCAAUCUUUCGUUUUCUUAAUUAUCGACAUCUGAAUAUACCUUAUUUGUUAUCUUUCAAUGUGCAUGUAUAAUUUUUGUUAAAUAACUGCCAUAGCCUUAAACACUGGAAAGUUACCUCUUUUUAGUAGCUUUAAAUAUCAUAUUUUGGAAACAUUAUUUAAUUUUUGGUUCCAGUGCAUAAUUCUUCCCAGUAAUUAAUCCUUGAAUUUUUAAACAUUUACAAAAUUUUUGAACUCGCUAAAUCAUGUCUAUAACUUUUAUUUUAUUUAUGUAAUAUAAUUUUAUGUAACAUGGAAGCAUUGAAAAGGAUGUGAAAUAGUAAUUAGAUAUUGUUAUCAAGAACAAAUACAUGCUGAAAAGUCCUGCCUCUACCUAUUACUAAUUACUGUAUUGUAAAGAAAUGUUAGAUUGUGCUGUUUUUUUCUGUUAGAAGUGCACAGUGCAAUUGGGACUUAGGAAGCUGAAUGAGUCAUAAGAUGACUCUACCACUACAGGGAUAAAUAACUUAGAUGGUAUGAUUGCCACAAGUAAACAAUUCUACUUGUUACAUUUUAAUUUAUUGCUGUUAUUAAUUAUAAGCCACUUGUGAUAAUACCAUUUGCUUAAACAAAAUGAGAAUGAAAGUAUAAUUUCUAAGAAUUUUGGCUUCAUUUUAUCUUAUAACAUAAUAUAAAUAUGUACUUGGUUUGAAAAUUUAAAUUAUUAAAGGAAAAAAUAUUUGUUUUUAAACUGUCUACAUUCAUGAAUGCUUAUUACAUCUGUGUUCAGCUUUUCCUCACUACAGAGUUUCUCAUGUAACAGUUUCUAUGGUUGACAUUUUAUUACCAUUUUUUCUAAACCUUAGUUCUUGUAUAUUCAAUUUUUAACAGUUUCCAUGUCAUCAUGAGAAUAAGUUGGCUGGGUUUCCAGGAUAACCAUAUGUUUCAAUGCAUAACUGCCUAGCUAUGUAAUUUUAUUUUGUGUAAGCAUAAAACAUGUUUUAUUUUUAUUUUGAUCUUUAUUAACUACACUUUGAUGGUUUUCCAAAUUUAGCUAGUAAUAAAGAGAAAAAAUAACGUCACUUCACUUUCAUAUCUUAUUUAUAAAAGUAAGUAGGAAGUUAAUUUUUUCUUUCUUCGCGUUUUCAGACUUCAUCACAUUAACAUUUGAUGUUCUCACCUCAGUAACCAUGAAGAGUGCUGUCUUCUGUGAUGUGACAUAGUGUAGACUGGCACAAGUUUAGUGAUUUUUGGUAGAAAAUAUCACCUCUAUUUGCAGAACUAAAGAGUAAGCCAGACAAUCCUGUAUUUAAGCAUCCUAUUGCAUUACUAUAUCUAAUACUGUUUAUUGUACUACACAGUCCAUCAAUAAUGCAACAAAUUAUUCCUACUUUCUUACACUUUCACUUUUGACACAACAUGUUUCAGCUGUUAAUAGCUAUCUUCAGACGUCUUACUAUGCUAAAACUGCUACGCUGCACUAAUAUUGUCUAUUCUUCACAUAUGUGACUGCACACUUCAUGAUUUAAAACGUCAUACUUGUAGUCAAUUGGUAUUCGCUAAAAUAUCACACACUUAAUUUAAAUCGAAUAAGAUUUAUUAAAAUUUUCUGUUAAAACUGAGUAACUCUGCUUUCUCUUCAAUGCUUGUUUACUUGAUUGCUAGGUUUACUCUACAAAUCCGAAGUUGGAAGCCGUGUGCUCCUCCAAAAUAUCAGUCAAUUCUAUUAGACUACACAAUUAUAUUCCAGAAGACAGUAACCUUCAUAGCCAUCACUGUCAGAACCUCAGUUCUCACAAGGACAUGAUUGUUAUUAUGAAUUAUAUAUGAAUACCUUCUGUUAUUUUGAUACAUGACAUAGCAACUCAUAUUUAUUCCUGUUGUCUUUUGACUUUUAUGAAGAAUGGAGACCUGAAUGUUGUACUGUGAAGUAAAACACAUUUGCAAAAUUGUUUAGUAAAUAGUCAUUCAUAUUCACUCACAUCAAGUCAACAAAUUUAUUGCCAAAUUUCAAUCAUUUGAGAUUUUUCUCAAUUUAUUUUUCAAAUCCACUGCUUUUCAAAGAAAUCUUAAAUGGAACUUUUGCUGUAUUGAAUCCAGUUUUGUGAUGGUCCUAACAGACAAGGACGUUUUUUAAUUUUCUGUACUCUGUGCAGAAUGAAUCGGUACUUCACUGACUUACAAUCCCUUGUUAUCCUUUAAUAUAUAAAGGGAGAUACAGAGUUAAAAGUGAAUUUAGUGUCAUUUGAAGAGACUGUAUGUACUUCAAAUGAACUACAAGAGCUGUGUUGCAGCCUCCAGUCCUUAAAAGGGAGUUUGCUGUGAUUUUAUUUCUUUGUGUUCAAGACAAAGUUUGAUGUGUCAGAUCACUGUAAACGUAAAUCAGAAUUAUACAAUGUAAUUGGUGUUUCGGUUAGUAGUAUGAAGUAAUCAUUUCAUUUAAUUUCUUUGUUAUCAUGAUAUUCUUGUAUUAUUCUAUUUCUAAGACAGAAUAUAGUGCUUAAUGAAGCAACUGUGUAAUUCAAACAAUAGACUUUAUUUUAAUAUAAUAUUUUACAUUAAAUGGGCAUUAAUUGUGGUUUAUUUUUUUUUCUGAUUACAUAAUCUGUGUGAUGUAACUAAAACUUGUUAGCUAACUGAUGACAACAUUAUUUUUUGUAGUUCAAAAUUCUGACUUUUAUCCCUGAAAGUAUUGGGAUGUUUCACAUUUAAAAUAUAAAUAGAGGGAUGCAUGAAAGAAUAGAAAUUAUACAAAAGACAUACAACAGGCAUUGGAUAUUCAGAGCCUUUGACAUUUCCAUAAUUGAUCAUUGUAGGAGCUGUUUUUAUUGUGUGUGACUGGAGAGUCUUUGAUUUUUACUUCUAAUUAUGGUAGAUAUAAUUUGUAAAGUACUAAUUUAUGUUCUCAACAAAAGAUUAGUUAUACAUCUAAAUUUCUAGUAAAGUUUAUAUUAAAAAUUCAGUUACAAAUUUAAUUUUAUCCAGAAUUAAAUAAGUUAAAUACCCAUCCCAGAAUUAAAGUAUUGUUCAUACUACUUUGCAAUACAACUUUAAUAGCUAGUUCUAUCUCCUAUACUUGUAACAAUGUUUAAUGCUAACUUUAUUACGAAAUUAAUCAGAAAUAAGAAAUUUCAUAUUAACUGAUAAAUGUGUGGUAAACUCUUAUAUGGAAUGUCUCCAAGAUAUUGGACAGAUAAAAUUAGUUUUGUUCAGUUGUACAAAAUAUGUUAAUGUGUUCAGACUGAACUUUCUAGUUUAAAUAUUCACAUGCAGCUGCUAAACAGAAAGUAUUUAUUUUGUAUCUAGAGCAACAAAACAACAGAAUUAGCAACUGAAUAGAAAUACUAAACAUUCUAUUGUGAAAGGCAAAAAAAAAGAACAUACGUUGAGUUCUCACAAAAUCACUAAUGGAUAACAAAUAUGUCUUCAUAUUGAAAACAUGAUUUAUUGAGGUUGUUCGGUAUAUCACUAAAUGUUUUGAUCUGUGUGUCAAACAUUGUACUUUGACUUAUUGUAUGUUCCUAAAAUACAAGAAAAGCAUAUUAACAUUUUAAUACAUAAAUUAAAAUUUUGAACGUUUGGCAGCAUGUAAGAUACCAAAAGUAUUAUUUGCAUAAUUAUGAAUACAACCUGAUGGUCUCAAAAUACAUGUUGAGAGCAAGAGCAUAAGAUACUUGGGUUUCCAGUAGUUCAGACAGCUAUUAUGGAUGUGAAAAAUUGAAAAUAACUUGAAUGAUAAGGGCUUUGAUCAUUUUAUUUCAUUAAUUUGGAGCACAGCCUUAAUUUAGACUCUGUCUGAUUACUGGUGUUAAGAGAAUGGAAAUCUAUCAAUAAUGCAAAUCCUUUAUGUAAUAACAGAAAAUUUUACCAUUAAGCAUAACUUCCACAUGUGGUAAUCUCAGAUAGAAAGCCUUUUUUGACUGAGGGCGCUUCAAAAUAAAGAAGAGUUGGAACUUCAGUUUUCUUAUCUUUCAUUAAGCUUAAGAAAGAGGAAAUCAAUGCACCGUGCAAAGUGACUUUGCACACUGAUCCAUUGAUAUGCAGAACGAAAUUUGAAAUUGAGAUAUUAAUGACUACUCUCUGCUCUCCAGACAUUAUGGGAACCACAUAAAAUAUUAGUUAAAGAUAUUCUGAACAGAAGAACCUAGUUGAAAUUUUAUGUCAGCAAAUAGCUGAAAUGUAAUAGGUGUUAAAAAAAGAAUGUAUUUUCAGGAGGUAUAUUUCCUGAAGUAGUUGACUUGCAAAAGUAAUUCUUUUGUUUAAUGUAAGAGCUCUUAAAUUUUACAAAUAAUUCAUAAUAGACUCAGUGUCAUUCACUGCUUUGAAAACAUCAAAUUGAUAUUCAGUAUUUUACCAUACUUAGUUUACUAUAUCUGGGGUGAUAGUUGGAAUGGCUGCAGGGAUUCGUUUUUGUGAGUGCUUUAAAUACAAAUGUUGGCCAAACAAACAGUAUUCUUAAUGUGUCCUUGAGGCAAGGAAUGUUAGUCAAGAUGUCUGGAGACACUAGAUAAACAAGUAUGAAAUUAAGGAAAUGAAAGUAGGAGAUUUUUUCUUUCAUUAUAAAUAAAGAAUCACAUUUAUAUAUCAGUUAUUUCAUGAAAUGUAAUCCUUCAGAAAUGGGUGUCAUUCUUCUUAAUGCCCUUGUAGAUUUAAUUUAUAUAGUAAGCAUGCAAUGAAAGGUGCUGUGCUCAGGUGAAUAUAUUAUCUAAAUUGUUAAACAUGAGAUGAUGAUAUACAUAUAGUCUUAGUAAGCAGAUCCUUUUAAUAGUGUUUACUAGGAAGACUGACAUGGGAAUAUUAAUAUAACGUUAAAAUACAAGGGGUUAUGAGGACGUGAACUGUAUUAAGAACUAGGUAUUAGUUCAGUGGUGGGAACUAUUUCGAUUAUGAGCGUGGGUUGUAGUAGUUUACUACGUUGAUGGUGAAAAUGUUUAAUAAAUUAUGAUUGGAAUUAACUAUACAGUGGAGUCAUAUUUUAUGUAGAGUUGUUUUCCUGAAGACUUCGCAUAAUUGAAGGAAAGUUUUCUUGUAGGAAUAAAAGUAAUGUAGGGUGGUUGCCAAAUUUUUGGUGAAUCACAUUAUUUCAAAUUUUCAUAAUUCAAAUUUAAAUAAAAUACAACUACAGUGUACUCUUAUAAAGUUAUUACUGCACAAAUAAUUAUUAAUUAAAUUCAUCAUUGAGUAACUUUAGUGGUGUAAAUAUGAAAAAAAAAAGAAUUCAGUAAUAGCCCUUGUAUUUAAUUCUGAUACCACAUUAAUUAUGGACCAUAUUAUAUGUAUCCUUCCAGAAAGUCGUAUUAUUCAGAAUGAAAAUUAGGUAAUUUGGAAAUUUUCUAUUGUUUCUAGGUUUCCAUGUGAAAAAUAUAUAAAUAGCUGUAUAUAGUAGGGACUGUAGCAUGGUGUGUUGCAAACUUUCAAAUUUAUGCCAUCGUAGGAAACAGUUUCUUAUUAACCAUACCUAGAUUCACUAUUUUAAAAUAUUCAGAUAAUGGUUCCUUUACAUUACAUUACUACAAGUAUUAGUUACAUGGAUAACAAAGAGAAAAACUGUAAAAAUAAAGAUGGAUAUGAUACCAUAGUGUUAGGAAAUGACUGACGAUCUUUUUGUAUGUAAUUUUCAUAUCACUAGUAGUGAUUUUCUAAAUACAAAUUUAAAUGGGCACUUAACUAACACAGGUUUUUAUUCUUAACACUGCUAUGCUAUUGUUUGUUAUGUCUAAAAAGACACUGGUUGAUUGAAAUUGGUAUGCUGAAGAUUUCUGAAAACAAAAUUAAAAUAAGAACAAGUUUUAGUUUGACUACAGCAGGAAUGAUAUUAAUUCUUUGAUUGUUUUCACAAAUCUUUACAAUUUUGCUUUCCAUGCAGUCUGAUAAUAUAAAUGAAGCCAUUCUCCCUAUUUUUCUGCAAUUAUAAACUUGAAAAGAAACACGGUGAUGUGGCGAAAUAAGCAGAUAUUUUACACCUUAUAUUUGAGAAAUCUUUGAAAGAGCAUAUUCUAUUAUAAUGUGAAAGUCAUACACCACAGAUGCGUUUGAUGUCCUCUAUAACUCUCAUUUUAAUAGACUUCCACCAUGUCUAACAUUCAGUACCCUGCACCUGAUGUGGUUUUCCAGUAAAAGCAAUAGGAACUAUGGACUGUGGUAUUACUAAUAUUGAAUAUUUAAGCUCAUAGCUUUGUACUUGUAAUUCUCAGAACAACAUUUUAAUGAACUCCACAACUGAUGAGUUUAUUUAGCAAUAAGGAAAUGUACAAAUUUGAUAAUGGAAGAAAGGUUUUGAAGUUUUGUGAAUAUUGUGGUGCACAUUGUCCAAUGUCUUGGUAUAAUUCAUGUACACAGUGUUUUGGAAACUGGAUCUGUUUCCAUCAUUGGAUGGAAACAGAUCCAUUGUCCAGAAUGUGUAUGUAUAAAAUAUACCAAGGCAAUAAAGAAUGUCGAGCAUAAUAUUUAAGUAACAAAUCGUUCACAAACCUUUAGAUAAUUAUAAAAGUUUGAAGUUAUUAAUUUGGAGCACAAAUAAAACAGAGAUAGUGUGGGUUUAAUUCCGGUCUAAAAUUUGUUCUUUCAUACAGUGUGGGCAAAAAUCUUUGGCUUUGUCCUAUUCUUCAUUUGGACAAUAUGGCCUCAGCGAUUCUGGCUAUAUGGCUGAAGUUUCAGUCUCCUCCUUUUAUGGAAGGAAACAUGUAUGUACCAGAGCUGUAACAAAAUUUGAUUUGAAGAAUAAACACUAAACAUUAUUUGUGUUAGAAAAUAAGACUGCAUAAUAGCUUUCAUUAAGUGCUUAUGUUGUUAAUUUAAGAAGGAAGGAACUGUUUUUUUUUAAUCUCAAUUGUUUUUGUAUAAAAGCAAACUUUGUUAAAUAGUCCUAUAGCUUUGGAGUUAAUUUGUUGGCCGCUAGUGACAUCUAAAGGUUCCAAUCACCAAACUAAUAUAGUGUAUUCAAGACACAUAUUUGCAGAUGGGAUGACUGAUGAGGACUCUCAGUAGAGCAGUAAUGGUCAUGGUACAAGGACAGAUAUCCACGCCUUCUGUCCAUACUCAGUAUGUCACAUGUUUUAAUAUAAAUUAUAAUAUUAUCACAGAAUUGAAUUUGUUUCAGCAUGUUUAUUUUUAUUUACUUGUACAUAUGAUUUUGAUUCACAUGAACACUCUUCUUAUGUGUAACAUUCAGGACGAUAUCAACAUAUUAAGUUCACAAAUUAUAAGAAUGUAGUUUUAUAAAUGGUUUACUUUUCCAGAGAUUUUCUUGUGAAUGAAGGUGUUUUUAGAUUUGAAUUGCUGAUUGUGCACUCUUACUGAACUGUGUUGUACUUUUGAUGAAUAGAAAUGUUUGCUUGUGGCAGUAGCUGUGGUGUGCAUGUAAUCUCUGGCAGGUACUCAUCUGAGGCUGACUGGUAUGAAGGGAUUCAUAAAAUGCAUGACUAAAAACUAAUUUGAAUCAUUUUUUGGCAUUAUAUUAACUGAUUUUACUGUAAAUUAAUCAAUAUCAGAGUACACUAACAUGUAUAUAUUUCUUGAAAUUGCAAAUAUCAUCAUUAAGUUCUUGAACUGAACUUAUGUAAAGGCUUUGUAUGAUGUUUGAAAUGUUAUGCUUCCUCUAAAGUUUCACUCAUAGGUAAGGCAACCACUGAAUUCUGAAUUUGGUACUUACCACUCUCUUGUCAGUCAGAGUGUGUUGAAUUGUGUUCAUUUAAUGUCUGAGGGCACAAAUCUCUUAUGUGCAGAAAUAACAUAAUUGCAGUAUAUGAUCAUACAUGUAGUAAGCAUGUUAAUUUGCUAUAAUGACUAUGUAUAAAGGGCAUACCGAAUUAUUUUGGUUAAUAUUGGUAGCUCGAAAUAAAAAUUACCUUAAACAUAUACAUUCAAUUAUUUAAAAAUCUGGAUAAAUGAAUUUUAUGGUGUUCAAAUUAGAAUAUGUAGUUUUCAUAACAGUCCUACUUAUUUGUACUUGUGUUUCAAUGCCAUUAGCUUAUUUUGAAGUUAAUCAACAAUUCCAUAUAAUUUCUACCCUCAAACUGUUCAAAAACUUCAGCUGCUUAAAAAUUGUUUUAGUGACUCGUUUACAUAGCCAUUGCUGCUAAAUUAUUCAGUAUCUUGAACAUAAUUAAGUCUUAUAAGUAAAUAGCUUUUGUUAUUUGUGGUCAAAAACAAAGAUCUAUUUUUAUCUAAUUCUGAGAUUCAUAUAAUCAACACAAGACAUAGUAAUAACCUCCAUUAUCCCUCAUGUAACUUAACUGUCUUUCAAAAGGGAACAUAUUAUUUUGGAAUUAAAAUUUUUAAUAAACUUCCACCUAAUAUAAAAGAACAAGCUCAUGAGAUUAAAAAAUUUCGGUCUGCUGUUAAAAAAUUCCUAUUUUUAAAGUCAUUUUAUUCAUUGGAUGAAUAUUUUAACUGUGACAACAAUUAAAGUUUCGGAUUUGUUACAGGUGGUAGGUGAUAGCGCCUUAUUGUUAUAGAUAAUGGUUUUUGUUUCAUGUUGUAUAUUAUUAAAUUUAACUGGUAUGACAUUACACAGCUGUGUUGCAGUAUGUGAUUUACUCAUGUUGACUAUUUCUAUAUCCAUUGGUGUUAAACCAUGUAAGGAUUUAUGGAAUGCUGAAUAAAUGAAAUGAAAUGAAACACUGAACUUCAGUAUACAGCAUUAAAUAUAUGUACAGUAACAUUAUGAGAAACAUAACACUACAUUUAAUCAUAGUACUUAAGAAAAGCCAGAUCUUGUAAUGACACAGAUUAGACAUGUUUGGAAAGGAAGUGGAUACCCCCACUGAACUAGAAUCAUCUGUAGAUAAAAAUUGUCAUACUAUACAAGUGAAUCUUUCAGACUGCCAGACAACCUCAUAUGAAUAACUUGCAGCUCUGUAUGGUUAGUAUUAUGAAAUGUGGCAUAAAUAUCAUAUUAAAUUACAGAUUUUGGAAAAAUAAAUCAAACAAGUAAGGCAAUAGAAGGCCUUAUAUAUAUUUGGAAAUCCCUUAAACAUGUCCCAAAAAAUAAACCAACUGGUAGAUUUAAGGUUUUAACCUAACUUUGCAAAUUUGUGUGAAAAUGCUGAUCAAAUAUUCUAAUAAUAGGUGUCUGCAAAUACUGCACAUUUUAAUUUAUUUGACUGAAUCUGUAACUUGCAGAAGUAAAAAUUGGCAUACUUUAAGUCAGAAUUAAGAGAAGUGAUAUAAAAAACUGGGUUAUAAAUUUAGUUAGAAAUCUGCAUGCUUUCUGAUGAUAAAUUCAUACGUUGGUGGACCAUAUAUAUAUUUCAUGAAUUAGUGGACUGUACCAACUCAGAUGGCUUGAUAAGGAUAGACAUACAUUUUUUGUGCAUUAGAUUUGUUUUUAUAUAUUUAACUACUACAGAAAGUACAUAUUAAUUACUGUCAUAAAUUCUGAUCUAUAAUGACAUUAUCAGUUUUUACCACAACAAAAUUUUGGUAGUUUUGAUACAUUUAAAAUUAAAUAAUUUAAACAUAUAAAUGGAUUAUAAGUUAAUGCUUUGAAAAUGGGUUAAAUGAUAACUUGAAGACAUUUGUCAAACUAAAAAUGUAUUUUAGCCCCAAAAUUUGUUUCUGUAUUAACUGAGUUAUAUUUAAUUUGAGGAAUAUGAAAUAAUAUAACCAAGAUCAUGAAGUCUGUUUUAUAUACAUAGAUCCAAUGUAUGUUUUCAAUAAUCUUCAGUCUUAGUAUCCUCCAAGUGUAUUUUCCACAGAUGUGCAAAAUUUUAUAAAAGGGUAGACCUUAAACAGUGAUAAAAUGGGUAUGUUAAAGUGGUAUUGGUAUAAUCUAUUAAUUGUUGUUGAUCUAACAGAAAUACAUUAAAAGAAUGUUAUUUUAGAAUAUGGAAGAUGAAAGGUUUUUAUAUAAAUAAAAAAAGGUUGUUCGCAUUAUUGCUACAGAGAAUAUAAUAUUGUACUAAUAUAUAUAUAUAUAUAUAUGAAAAUGUUGAAAAUUCAUUGUUUGUUGUAUUGUAAAGUAAUGGUUAAUUUUCACACUUAAAGAAAUAUUGUACAGUUUGUUUAGAUAUAAUAUUGCAUAUACUCGUUGCUUGCAACACAGAAAACGAAAGCAAAGUGUUUAACAAAGCUCUACAAAUCUACUGUAAUAGUUAUGAUGUAAAAACUUAACAUAAAAGGUUGGCAUAAGUAAAAAACAUACAGGUGUAAUACAAUAUAAAAGAGAUGAAAGAUGAUGGUUUAUAAAUACACUGUUGAGAAGAAAGAAAAUCAGAGUCAGAUGUUUAACAGAAAUAAUCACAAAAUGAUGAUGGUAGAGAUUUGUGAAAAAAAUAAAAGAGAUGAUGGUUUGGAAA